UGUUUCCGUUUUUUUCGUUUCUCGUUUUCGCCACAACGUCACCGAAUUCGUGUAAAUUGGUCCGCGGGCAGGUGAAAUGCUCGGAAAAUGCAUUUAUAAGCAGUAAUAAGUGCCGAGUCGCCGCUUCUUUUCGUUCUGUGUGAUAUAAUAAAGGCGCAGGCUUCGAUUCUGAUCGAUUAAUUAAUUCCUCCCGACUGCCAGCUGCUCUGCAAGUUGUCUUUGAAGAAUGUCUUCGAAUGAGGCUUACCACAAUAACAUGGAGCCUGGUGCCGGUGGCGAUGGUCCUGCAGGGUCCAAUGGAACAGGUGGCAGUCAGAGAAGCAAUCAUCAACAGAUUCUCAAUGAGACGACCUAUCUAAAACCCGCCGCCAAGCAGGCCUAUUUCAGUGACGAAAAGGUCCUCAUACCAGACGAUGAUAGGACAAAUGUUCGUUUCAGUUUUCGUAAGCUGUGGGCCUUCACGGGACCCGGUUUUCUCAUGUCGAUUGCAUAUCUGGAUCCCGGCAACAUUGAAUCCGAUAUGCAGUCGGGUGCGGCGGCCAAAUACAAGAUCUUGUGGGUCUUACUCUGGGCCACCGUUUUGGGUCUGCUCAUGCAACGCUUGGCUGCAAGAUUGGGAGUGGUGACUGGCCUUCAUCUGGCUGAGAUGUGCUACCGGCAGUACAAACGAUUCCCCCGCUGGAUCCUUUGGAUAAUGAUCGAGAUAGCCAUCAUUGGGUCCGACAUGCAGGAGGUCAUCGGUACUGCCAUUGCCAUAUAUUUGCUCUCCAAUAAAGUAGUGCCUUUGUGGGGUGGCGUGCUGAUCACCAUUGUUGACACGUUCACGUUCCUGUUUCUGGACAAGUACGGUCUACGCAAGCUGGAGUUUCUGUUCGGCUCGCUCAUCACCAUUAUGGCUGUCUCAUUUGGCUAUGAGUACAUUGUCUCAGCACCCAAUCAAGGCGAGGUUCUGGAGGGUAUGUUUGUGCCCUGGUGCUCCAACUGCGACUCAAGUGUGCUACUGCAGGCGGUGGGAGUGGUCGGUGCUGUGAUUAUGCCCCAUAAUCUCUACCUGCACUCUGCCUUAGUUAAGUCCCGCGAUGUUGAUCGUCGCCAGCCGAAAAAAGUGAGCGAGGCGAACUUUUACUUCUUCAUAGAGGCAUCGGUGGCCCUGUUUGUGUCUUUCAUCAUUAAUCUCUUCGUGGUGGCCGUCUUUGCUCAUGGAAUGUACGGAAAGACCAACAAUGAUGUGGUGGAGAUGUGCGCCGAUAAAUCGAUGUACGAAGAUGCCAAAAUGUCCUUUGUGGACAGCAACAAUGGAACGGACAUCAUCGAUGCUGAUUUGUACAAGGGUGGUCUCUUUUUGGGCUGCACCUUUGGCGCCGUGGCCAUGUACAUCUGGGGCGUAGGUAUCUUGGCCGCUGGUCAGAGCUCUACGAUGACGGGCACCUAUGCUGGUCAGUUCUCGAUGGAGGGAUUCCUCAACCUGCAGUGGCCGCGCUGGUGCCGCGUGCUGGUCACGCGAUGCAUUGCCAUUAUUCCCACCUUCUGCCUGGCCAUGUUCAGCAAAAUGGACGACCUAACCCACAUGAAUGAUAUUCUGAAUGCUGUGAUGUCGCUUCAGCUGCCAUUUGCCGCCAUUCCCACCAUUGCGUUCACAUCGUGUGCCGCCAUAAUGGGCGAGUUCGUCAAUGGACUGGGCAACAAAAUCGUUUCCAUAUUGCUCACCAUUGUGGUGAUUGGCGUUAAUUUGUACUUUGUGAUUGUUCAGGUGGAGAAUAUGCAGAUAGAAGGCGGCCUGCUGGCUCUAGUUUGUAUAUUUGCCGUUCUGUAUAUACUCUUUAACCUGUACCUUGUUAUACAUAUGGCCGCCUGCAUGGGCAAUCAACGUCUGAUGAAUAGUCGGUGGGUGCAGCGGUUUGUGUUGCCAAGCCAGAACAGCUUUUCGAUAAAGAACGCCAACUCGACGUAUGCCAGAAUUGCCACAAACGGCGACCAAGAACCGGACGCCAUCGACGGUGAGGAUGCGUAGCCAUUACUGUGCUGCACUGAUUCCGAUGGCAGUGAGGAGGUUUGUUUCACCAACAGCAACAACAACGAGCUAGGAUGCCCCAGCAGCAAUCUGGAGGCCAGGUCCGAGGGACACCAUCUGGUAAUCAGCUAGCGGUGGCAUUCGAAUCGGUACCGUGAAUGCCGCCGCCGUAACAAACCGCCCAACAGCGGACGCCGUGUGGCAAAGUUUUUCGGCAAGGGUCUCCCGAAAAAUGGACUGGCGCUCGUUGUUGCUUCGGGUAUACUCUAUUCUUGAGGGGUUCUCCAAGAGGACCUGGGAUCAGUGUAACACAAUAACUACUUUCUAACAUAAACGCAUACCAAAAAAAAAAGAAAUCGAAAACGGAAAUGAACACUACUAAUAUCAAAAUAAGCGCAGAGAGACAUAGAAAGCCAUGAGUAUCGUCAAAAUUAUCACUUAUCAAAUGCACUUUUAAUUAAAUCAAGUAAUUAUAAAGUCUCUUAAUAGUAAGGCUGUGAAAUUAAGUGAGCGUAAAUCGAACCACAUCAAUUGUCUAAUCGUGUGUAAAUCUUCCUGUAAAAAUUUGCCUAAAAAUUGUGUCUCUUUUUAUAUUAACUGUGUGUGUGUGCGAAAUAAUUUAGCAAAAACUUUUAAA
Drosophila bipectinata is the source of this 2648-nucleotide messenger RNA. It is a transcript of the gene Mvl, whose product is annotated as solute carrier family member malvolio. Gene Ontology annotation, biological process: manganese ion homeostasis; metal ion transport; response to manganese ion. Lineage: Eukaryota; Metazoa; Arthropoda; Insecta; Diptera; Drosophilidae. Gene Ontology annotation, cellular component: apical plasma membrane. Gene Ontology annotation, molecular function: iron ion transmembrane transporter activity; cadmium ion transmembrane transporter activity; manganese ion transmembrane transporter activity. The record is from RefSeq and is a predicted model, not a curated record.